Selaginella moellendorffii is the source of this 2247-nucleotide messenger RNA. RefSeq lists its product as uncharacterized. Lineage: Eukaryota; Viridiplantae; Streptophyta; Lycopodiopsida; Selaginellales; Selaginellaceae. The transcript is spliced from 3 exons. The record is from RefSeq and is a predicted model, not a curated record. Gene Ontology annotation, biological process: regulation of DNA-templated transcription; flower development. Gene Ontology annotation, molecular function: DNA-binding transcription factor activity; zinc ion binding; sequence-specific DNA binding. The coding region runs from base 582 to 2048 and encodes 488 amino acids.
UAGUGGUGUUAAGGUGUCUUGCGUUCUAGCUGCUACUAUAAGCUAGAGACAAGGCGAGGGGUCAGCGUCUUGACGGAUCUCUGUGAGCGAGAGAGAGAGAGAGAGAGAGAGAAAGUGGAAGAAAGGAAGGAUUUUCAUUUGGAGGCUCGCCAUUAUACCAUCCUGCGCCGCUGCUGCUGCUGCGCUGCCGCUGGGCCUUUCCAAAGAAUCCCCAUCACUCACAAAUCAAUCCUCCAGUCCAGAGAAAAGAGCAAGCUUCUGAUGAAUCCAUCGCUGUAGAAACAGUUCUUCGUCUUCGCUGCUACCUAUAGCGGUCUCUUGUUGGCUUCUUCUUUCUUCUCCUUCCUUCCUCUUCUCUGGCCGUGAGCUCCACGACGAAGCCAUGGAAUGGAAUGCAGCAUGAUUGCUGCGAUCUCCUGUGGUGUUCUUCCUGUCCCUCUCUCUCUCAUCCCCAGGGUCUCUGGUAGCCGCGGCAGGGAUAAAAGGAAGAGAUCUUUCGAUUCGAGGACCACCAACAUCAUGUGUUCUUGAUCAGUGCUGGGCGCCGAGGAAGAUCGAAGAAAGAAAAGAUCCUAGGCUAGAUGAAAAGGGAAGAACGAAUGGAGGCGGCGUCGUCGCCCAGUACCUGCCUCUCGCUAUCCUCCGAUUUCCUGAGCCCCGCCAAUUCGGUGGUGAGCUCCUCGUGGCCCAAUUCCUGCAAUAGCUCGCCCAAGCGGGGAUUCGCCGCCGCCAGUUCCUCCUCCUGCCCCAGCUCGCCCACCAAGCGAUUCCACCUCCACUGGGAUCUCGCCGAUCCGGCUGCCGCCGCCACCGCCACCGCCGCCGCAUCCUUGCCCUCGCUGGCGGUCGACUGCACGCUAUCGCUCGGCAAUGCCCUGACGCGAUCGAGAUCAGCGGAUCUCAACGAGGUGCCCAAUCGGCUGUCGCGCGCCGGAUCGCCCAUCUCCGAGCCGGCCAAGACGAUCGAUCCUCCAAAGCUGGCCUCUCCUCCUUCCUAUCAGCAAUCUGGAACGCACUGGGCGACGAGCAACGAGCUCUUCCUCCAGCAGCAGCGGGCUUUCUCCGCCGAGGCGGCCGCUCGAAGGAUCGCUGCCGCCGCCGCCGCCGCUCGCUUCGCCGCCCACAGCACCUCCAAGGACUUUUACGCCCGCCACCCAGUGCUGCAUUCACAGUUUCCGGCCGCCAACUUCUCGCCGUCCCAGGAGCUUCACAAGUUCGGGUUCCUUGAGUUUAACACGGGUGGCAGCGGCGGCGGCGGCAACGGCAAUGGCGGCCUGGGGAGCAAGAACAAUUUGGAUCCGUGCUCCACCCGCUCCAGGUUCCGUGGAGUGGACGCUCACGUCGACCCGCGCAACGUUCCCAGGAUCUGUGCUCACUGCGGGACGAGCUCCACGCCGCUGUGGAGGAAUGGUCCGCUCGGCCCAAAGUCUCUUUGCAAUGCUUGCGGCAUAAGGUUCAAGAAAGUCGGGAGACGCAGCCCGGUCACCGUUACUCCCGUCACUGCAGCCGCGUGGAAUCAAUCCGGCAGCAGCUGCGAUGAUCUGGGAGGAUUCGCUAAGAGCAGGAGCGAUAAAAAUCUGGGCGAACAGCAGCAGCAGCCAGUGAUCGCUGCGAUCCCACCAAAAACGUCUCUCGUUCACCCAGCUCAAGCUUAUCAUGUCGACGACAAGCGGCUUUGCCGGAUGGAUCAAAACGCCGCCACCAUCGCCGCUAACGCGAGCGCAAUCGCUCUUCCAUUCGCCAAGGAGUGGAGCAGCAACGAUCAAUCGCCGUGCAGCAGCAAUGCCGUGGGCAGCAGCUGCAUAACUUGGCAGGACAGCAUGCCGCCGGCGGUGUGCGUCGAUCAGCCCGGCAGCGAAGAUUGUUCCAAGGCCAAGGUGUUUGCUCGUCCCGAUCCACACCACCACCACCACCACCAACACCACUCUCCUCUCGUGCUGGAUGCCGAGAUCAUACGGUCCGUGGCGCCGGUCAAGGCGGUCAGCACGGUCAGCGGGCACGGUCAAAGUAAGGAGGAACAAGGCAGGUUCUUGAGAAUGUCGCUCUGAGCGCUCUCCAGUAGGCAGGCGGUGGGAAAGAAAGUAUCUCUUAUUAUAAUAUUUGGGAUUGGAAGCCACAGCGAUCACGCCUCGAUCGAUCGCUCGAUCCAUGGAUGGAUCGAUCAAAAAGAGUGUGGUGUAGCUUUCGAUCUGCCUGGAGCAAGGCAGGCAUUUUAAGAGGAAUUUUAACUAACUUUUGUUGGCUUUU